CUGUAUUUUUGAUCAAAUAACAUUUUUUUUUCCAUAAACAUAAGAAAAAAUCAUACCUGACCCCAAACUUUUGAACAGUAGUUCAGAUAUAUUUAUAUAUAAAAGCAGCAGCAGCAGUCUUCAAUAUAAAGCCUUGAGUUGGCAGCCUAAUGUUGUCUCUUGGUCUCCAGUGGUAACAAGACAAUUUAAAAACCAGUCUGUACCUGUCAGGGCCACAGUUUUUGAAACAUGCUGGAUGGAUUAUUAGUGCAGAUGUGUAUUACAGAUAUUGCUCAGGCCAUAUUGUGUAGAUUUAAAAUAACAAGCAACUUUAUAGUUCACUGAGUGAAAUAAUAUUUUAUUAUAUAUAUAUAUUUUAAUUAUAUUGCACACCAGGUACAGACUCCAAUAUUCAGAAUAUUAAAUAGAGCCUGAACAAUAAAGUGUUGAGCAAAUAUAAUUGUGCAGUCAGCAGUACGCCUCUACAGUCGGCACUGAGAUUAAUAAGGGUGAGUUGGCUGCACUGGGCCCAUUAAAGAAAGGUCUUCUGUGCACUUGUUCAUUCUGAUUCCAGAAAAUAAAGUUAACAAGCACUUAGACACCUUCACAACCUCUAUAUAGACACCUAAACACUUUAAUAGUUUCUACAACACUAGUAACGAUCAGUUCAAUAAAAUCUCUUUGCCUGUCAGAGGCUAAGCAGGAUUUCACUCAGACUCAUCAAACAGCUAUUUGUUGCUUCCCUUUUAGAUCUAUAAAUAUCCUUAAUUAGCAUCUCCCAUAGAGCCCCUGCACCCCUCCAGCAGCAGAUUGAACUACCUAGCCAUCACUUCAUCCCUACAUUCUCUUCUGGUAGCAUCAUGGUUACUGCUUAGUAAGUGCUAAAACACAAGGACGCUAUAUAAACAGCGUCUGCAAUGUCUACCGGCCACAUUUGUCUUUGCUUUCACUGUGAAGUGAUUCUCUACAGCAUCUCUUUUUGUGUAGUCAGUGUAUUGGACUGUGGCUGAACCUUCCAAACAAAUCAUUCUUCCUUAAUUUUUUUUUUGAUUUUCUCACUAUGGCGGAUGCUAUCAAGUCACCAUCCAGGCCUCAAUAUUGUCAUGAGGUAUCAUGGAAUCCCCUGAGCUACAGAUGGCCCAGUGUAAUCUUUAACCAGCAUUUCGGCUUACCUCCAUUAUUGGACCCCCAAGACCUCAGCUGGAUCGAAGGCAUCUUCAGGAGGCUGGGGACGUCGUCUUGGCCCGGGUACUUGCGCACACCCGUGUUCACUCCCUUUACUCAGGCCUCAGGACAGCACAUCUCUAAGCUGCACAGGGAGAUGAGUGGAGGGGUGUCGGAAGUGGCUGGUGAGAUUUGCAAGUGGAAAAUUAGCUUGGAUGUCAAUCACUUCGCUCCCUCCGAGAUCACGGUCAAAAUACAGGAUGGAUUUUUGGAAAUUGCAGGAAAGCAUGAAGAAAGGCAAGAUGAGCACGGCUACAUUGCUAGAUGUUUUACAAGAAAAUACAAACUUCCAGAAGGUGUUGAUGCUGAAAAUCUCAAGUCGCUUCUGUCCACCGAUGGGAUUCUUACAGUGGAAGCAUCAUUACCCAGCAUUCCCCUUCCUGCUGAUGUCAUUAUCCCCAUCCAGGUGGAGAUGGAGGCACAACCCGUAGGAGAAAAACAACAAGAUGGCGACGAGCCUCAAGAUGCCAUUGAAGCCGAGGCUAAACCAGAAUCAUCUGAGGGAGAAAUUCCUGAACCCUCCGUCUCAACUGAGCAUCCUGAGGGUGAACAAGACCAGCAGACUGUAUCUGAUGUAGAUCCAUCUAGAGAACCACAACCCCAGUCCACCACAGAAGCUGCACCAGAUGCCUUUGAGUCUGGAAGUGAGCAGGUUGGUGAACCCAGAGAUGGCAUAGAGAAGGACAAAGAAGGUGCUUUUCAAGAGGCGGUUGAGGGCAUCGAGCAAGACACAGAGGAAGUCCAUGAGUCUGCAGACAAGCCUCAGGCUUCAGAGACUCCAGACACCAUCACCUCCGAGCAAGGAGAGCAGGCAGAGGUCAUGCAGCCUCAGGAAAUGGAGGGUGAAGAGGGAUAUACAGACCCUGCUGUGACAGAAGAUGAGCAAUCAACCUUCGGGCAAACCCAGGAGGUGUUCACCCCUCAGCUAGAGCUCCAAAAGGAAAUGGGUGAAGAGAAAAUGUAG
Molecule: messenger RNA, 2167 nt
Organism: Megalobrama amblycephala (Wuchang bream)
Lineage: Eukaryota; Metazoa; Chordata; Actinopteri; Cypriniformes; Xenocyprididae
Product: heat shock protein 67B1
Exons: 4
Coding region: 1040-2167 (375 amino acids)
Biological process (GO): response to heat; protein refolding
Molecular function (GO): protein folding chaperone
Source: RefSeq, a predicted model, not a curated record